UGCGGUCAACUUCAUGUCAGUCGGUCAUAUGAUUGUCUCGCGAAAAGAGGGCGAGUCCGAUAUUUCGUGCUCCGUUUUAUUUUCGACUCAACCCCGCUUCGUCUCUCGUUCGUAUUAUUGUCAUUCCUCUGAAAUAAAAUAAAAUCAAAUAACUGAUCAACAUGAAAGGCUGCAUAUUCAAUAUCGACGGGGGUUAUUUGGAAGGUUUGUGCCGAGGUUUCAAAUGCGGUAUACUCCAGCAGAACGAUUAUCUCAAUUUGGUCCAGUGCGAGACACUCGAAGACUUGAAACUCCACCUUGCUGGCACUGAUUAUGGCAGUUUCUUGGCUAAUGAGCCAUCACCCUUGGCUGUCAGUGUCAUCGAUGAUAAACUCAGAGAAAAGUUGGUCAUAGAAUUCCAACAUAUGCGAAACCACUCGGUCGAGCCAUUGUCCCAAUUUUUGGACUUUAUCACUUAUAGCUACAUGAUCGACAAUAUAAUAUUAUUGAUCACUGGAACUCUUCAUCAGAGGCCUAUUUCCGAGCUCAUUCCAAAAUGUCAUCCUCUUGGAAGUUUUGAGCAAAUGGAAGCCAUUCAUGUCGCUGCUACUCCAGCUGAACUCUAUAAUGCAGUGCUCGUCGAUACUCCAUUGGCCCCCUUUUUCGUGGAUUGUAUUUCUGAGCAGGAUUUGGAUGAGAUGAACAUUGAGAUCAUCAGAAAUACUCUUUACAAAGCUUAUCUCGAAGCUUUCUACAAGUUUUGCAAGGACAUAGGCGGUACGACCGCGGACACAAUGUGUGAGAUCCUUGCCUUUGAAGCAGACAGGAGAGCCAUAAUCAUAACGAUAAAUUCGUUCGGUACGGAACUGGGGAAAGAUGAUCGUGCGAAACUUUAUCCGCGCUGUGGUCGCUUGAAUCCUGAUGGUCUGGCAGCCCUCGCGCGAGCCGACGAUUAUGAGCAAGUUAAGGCUGUUGCAGAGUAUUACGCUGAAUACAGCGCUCUCUUCGAAGGCGCAGGAAACAACCCAGGCGAUAAAACCCUCGAGGACAAAUUUUUCGAAUACGAGGUGCGCUUAAACGUACACGCGUUCCUCCAGCAAUUUCAUUUCGGGGUGUUCUAUAGUUAUUUGAAACUGAAGGAACAAGAGUGUCGCAACAUCGUAUGGAUUUCGGAAUGCGUAGCUCAAAAACAUCGUGCAAAAAUCGACAAUUAUAUACCAAUCUUCUAAUCAUAGAACAUACCGAUAUGGCAGAGAAGGCCAAUAUCGAUAUCAUUUCAUCGUAUGUAUUAUCGUAAUUUUCUGGUUUUUUUUCUUUCAUUCCCAACGAGCGUGAUUACCGAAAUUCGCCACUUUCGAUCAGCAAAAAUUCAUCAGAUUUGUUAGUCACGGAAAAAGAUGCUACCGCGCCAAGUCGAAAACUGAUCGAUUUGCGCUUUAUAAAUUAAAAAAAGAAACAAGAAAAAAAUAGCGGAACACUUUAAUUGAAGGUUGCUUAUGAAAAAAGAAACAAUAGAAAAAAAAAACACCCUGAACAAUAAUUCAGCUUGCAUCAUUAGAACUCAACGGAAAAAUUUCUUUGGAUCCAUUUCUCCUUAAAUUCUGGUCAUUAUGGAGCCAUAAAGUUUACAGCAACUUUUUGAUGCUGUGCUACAACUCUCUAGACAAAUAUCCAACAAUAAUGUUGAUUAUGGCAAAAAAUGAAACAUUUCCGUUGCCAUUCAAUGAUCGAAACUUCUGUUCGCCUACAUGACAAAUAAUUAUUCGAAAAAUGGAUUUGCUGUCGCACGUAUGACCGUCGAUAAUUCGAUAUCGAGGGAUGAUUAUCGAAAUUUCAAUUCACGCUCGUGUUGGAUUUAAUAAAUUGAUGUAUAUAGUGUUGUAUCUUAUUAUAAUAUACCGUGAAGAUAAGAAAAAAAAGAAAAAUAUCACAUAUAUAGUAUUAUAUUCCACGGCAGAAAAAAAAUUGUUAAUUUAUUAGAUGUAAAAUGUUAAAAUUAAUAAAAUUGCGAUGCAUUCCACUCUAGCUCGUGGUUAUCGAGCUUGCGAAUGUCCGAAUUCCCCA
Molecule: messenger RNA, 2043 nt
Organism: Venturia canescens
Lineage: Eukaryota; Metazoa; Arthropoda; Insecta; Hymenoptera; Ichneumonidae
Gene: VhaAC39-1
Product: V-type proton ATPase subunit VhaAC39-1
Exons: 6
Coding region: 162-1208 (348 amino acids)
Biological process (GO): proton transmembrane transport; vacuolar transport; vacuolar acidification
Cellular component (GO): early endosome; plasma membrane proton-transporting V-type ATPase complex; proton-transporting V-type ATPase, V0 domain
Molecular function (GO): proton-transporting ATPase activity, rotational mechanism
Source: RefSeq, a predicted model, not a curated record